GUUGAGGAUUUCAAGGGUUUCUGAGAUUUGAGAUAACAAACAGCAAUGGCGAAUCAAGUGAUCUCUGGAAUCAAGGAGACAGCUCAAUCGAUCAACGGCGCGGCUCGUCCGUGGGGCGACUUCCUCGAUCUCUCCGCUUUCAGCUUCCCAUCCUCUUUCUCCGACGCCACGACUCGCCUCACUCAGAACCUCACUCAUUUCCGCAUCAACUACACUCUCAUUCUCUCCGUCCUCCUCGCUCUGACCCUGAUCACACGCCCGAUCGCCAUCCUCGCCUUCGUCGCCGUCGGUCUAGCUUGGUUCUUCCUCUACUUCGCUCGCGAGGAGGCGCUCACCGUCUUCGGAUUCACCGUCGACGACGGCGUCGUGGCGGUGCUUCUCAUCGGUCUCACGAUCGCGGCGCUGGUCACCACCGGAGUUUGGCUCAGUGCUCUCACCACCGUUGGAUUCGGAGCUCUGAUCUUGUCUUUACACGCGGCGCUGAGAGGAACGGAGGAUCUUGUGACGGAUGAUCUGGAAUCGCCAUAUGGACCGAUGCUCUCUACGGCCGAUAACGGUGAUUACAGUGGGAUUUGAGCUGCAUUUUGCUGCUAUGUCAUUUGUUUGACGAAUUUGGGGAUUUAGGGUUUUGUUGUUUGUAACUAAACUCUGAUUGUGUUCAUUAGUAAACAUUGUGCAAGACUUUAAUGAAUCCAAUCAAAGUUUAUACAA
Molecule: messenger RNA, 711 nt
Organism: Raphanus sativus (radish)
Lineage: Eukaryota; Viridiplantae; Streptophyta; Magnoliopsida; Brassicales; Brassicaceae
Product: PRA1 family protein D
Exons: 1
Coding region: 46-576 (176 amino acids)
Biological process (GO): vesicle-mediated transport
Cellular component (GO): Golgi apparatus; endoplasmic reticulum
Source: RefSeq, a predicted model, not a curated record